Molecule: messenger RNA, 7891 nt
Organism: Nomascus leucogenys (northern white-cheeked gibbon)
Lineage: Eukaryota; Metazoa; Chordata; Mammalia; Primates; Hylobatidae
Gene: SORBS2
Product: sorbin and SH3 domain containing 2
Exons: 28
Coding region: 775-5796 (1673 amino acids)
Biological process (GO): Notch signaling pathway
Cellular component (GO): synapse; neuronal cell body; dendrite
Molecular function (GO): protein binding
Source: RefSeq, a predicted model, not a curated record
CAAUGAGCUGUCUGCAGCAGAGCUGAGAGGACCAGCCAUUUUACUUAUGGAAAACAGUGUGGCAUAUUCUGCUGAGCUUCGCCCUGGAAGGAGCCUCUUUUAUACAUCUCUUCAGGGAAGAGAGAAGCGAUGGGCAUGUUAGUAUACAAUGAUCACAGCCACGCAGGCCUGCAGGCUGCCUUUUGGACAGGCUGUUGACUGCUGUUCCAAUUAGCUGAUUGGAGAAUGUGGAAUGCAGAGUGAUAAUGCUGCAUAUCUGCUAUCAGGCAGCAGCAAAGGUUUUUGUCUUGGGAAGGCAAGCUUUCCCUGCAACAUUAUCUCAGCAGCUCCCUAGCUGCUUACCCUGAAAACGAGGGAUCCAAACGGAGGGUGUUGCCCUCUGCUAAUGCUGCUCCUGUGCGUGGCUGUGGCAUAUGAGCGGCAGGUCUGAAAAAGCAGGUGUGUGCUGGGACGGGCACUGGACUGGAACGCAGGCGGACGCUCUCGGGUUUACCUGCUUCCUGUUAACAGACUGUGGGCUCCCAGGGCAUAUGUCUGCACGCUGAGGCCGAGGCGGAGAAGGGGCUUCCUGAGCGUCCCACUACACUGACAGAGACACUUGGAUUGGACUUAAUCUAAAACCUCUGGAGUUCAAGACCUUUUAAAAAGGGCUAAAUAAACAAUCUCUACAUGUAAAAGGCCACUGACUCCUACUUCCUCUGUAUAGAGCAACUGUUGAACUCAGCUGCCUGUAGGAAAACUGAAGACUUUACUAACAAACUCUCCAAGGUCAAAAUGAAUACAGAUAGCGGUGGGUGUGCUCGCAAACGUGCCGCCAUGUCUGUUACGCUAACAUCUGUGAAGAGAGUGCAAAGUUCUCCAAACCUAUUGGCUGCAGGGCGUGAUUCUCAGUCACCAGACUCAGCUUGGAGAUCUUACAAUGAUGGCAAUCAAGAGACACUGAAUGGAGAUGCUACAUAUUCCUCUCUUGCAGCAAAAGGUUUUAGAAGCGUUCGACCAAACCUACAAGAUAAAAGAUCACCAACUCAGGCACCCCCUCCACCAGACAGAAAAGAGAGCUUUCAUAGCUCUUUGAUAACCAGUCACACAAAGGGUGUCAUUUUAGACCAGUUAGUAACUAACACACAAAUUCCCUCCAGUACAGAGUACUUUGCUAACAAAAAACCUCUUCAGGGAACUAUGUACUCCAAUGAAGAUUCGAGGCAGACAAUUGUAUAUUCUGAAGAAUCUAACACAACCAUGUCGUAUACACAAAAAAUCACUAAUCCACUACCAGCAGCUUCCAGCACGGAUCCUGCACCAUUCGCUAACAUCAACACCCCAGUUCUACAAGAGGACUACAGGCAAGAUUCUCAAACUCGGAGGAUUUCUACCUUGAAACUAACCCAUAACCAGGAUCUAGGAAGUAGCAGCCCCAUUAAUACUCCACAGUUUUCCAGAUCUGUCGAAGUACCAUCAUUCCUCAAAAGGCCCUGCUCACUGACCCCUAAUCCAGUGCCUGAGACACACACAGCAUCUCUUUCCAUUCAGAUAGCUCCCCUUUCAGGACAGGAUCUUGAAAGCCACAAACGGCUACCUGAGCUUUCUCCAGAGACUGCAAAGAUACCUCUUCAGCAAGAGAGACAAAAAUCUGCAGUUGCAGCGGCCUCUCAGUCCUCAGACUGCAGAGUGCUUGGAAAUCAGAACUUACCUGCCAGUGUGUUGGAGGUAAAUGCUUCACAGACACACAGACAAACCACACCAGAAGCCUCUCCUCCGUGCCCUCCUUCCGUGGUACCUUUGAACCGAGCCACUUUUUCACCAGGCAGUGGCACCAGCUCAGCGUCACUUAGCCUUCCGCCACCCGAUGGUUUGGGGUCUUCACGCCUGCAUAAUCCCCAGAGCCUUUCCCAUUGCUUAUACAAACACCUGCUCCCAGUUCCUGAAAGCCUUAUCCACAGCCACGACACAGGCUCUCUGACAACAGACUCCUCCCUGGCCGAGCACUCCUCCCGCUCGGAGAGUGAGUCCUCCACAGCCAUGCUAGAGGAGCUGCAGAUUGGUGACUCUGACACCACUGGCCGUUCUGAGACACCCUCCCCCACCUGGGGUCAGAGGUCUGCUGUGACAGAUGGCACCACCUUAACCACCCCUGCGGCCACUCAUAGCCAGAUAACAGUGAAUGGAAACUCAGGAGGUGCCGUGAGUCCCAUGAGUUACUAUCAGAGGCCGUUUUCCCCCUCGGCGUAUUCUCUCCCAGCCUCACUCAACUCCAGCAUUGUCAUGCAGCACGGCACAUCCCUUGAUUCCACAGACACAUAUCCCCAGCAUGCACAGUCUCUGGAUGGCACCACCAGCAGCUCUAUCCCCCUGUACCGAUCCUCAGAGGAAGAGAAGAGAGUGACAGUCAUCAAAGCCCCGCAUUACCCAGGGAUCGGGCCCGUGGAUGAAUCCGGAAUCCCCACAGCAAUUAGAACGACAGUCGACCGGCCGAAGGACUGGUACAAGACGAUGUUUAAGCAAAUUCACAUGGUACACAAGCCGGAUGAUGACACAGACAUGUAUCAUACUCCUUAUACAUACAAUGCAGGUCUGUACAACCCACCCUACAGUGCUCAGUCACACCCUGCUGCAAAGACCCAAACCUACAGACCUCUUUCCAAAAGCCACUCUGACAACAGCACCAAUGCCUUUAAGGAUGCGUCCUCCCCAGUGCCUCCCCCACAUGUUCCACCUCCAGUCCCACCGCUUCGACCAAGAGAUCGGUCUUCAACAGAAAAGCAUGACUGGGAUCCUCCAGACAGAAAAGUGGACACAAGAAAAUUUCGGUCUGAGCCAAGGAGUAUUUUUGAAUAUGAACCUGGCAAGUCAUCAAUUCUGCAGCAUGAAAGACCACCCCCUCUCCCAACAGCUCCGACACCUGUUCCAAGGGAACCUGGCCGGAAGCCUCUUUCUAGCUCCCGACUCGGAGAAGUCACUGGUAGCCCCUCCCCUCCGCCCCGGAGUGGCGCCCCCACACCAAGCUCGCGCGCCCCGGCUCUGUCUCCCACCCGGACCGAUCGCAUAAAUCCAGAUGACAUAGAUUUAGAAAAUGAGCCCUGGUAUAAAUUCUUUUCAGAACUGGAGUUUGGACGCCCGCCUCCUAAAAAGCCUCUGGACUAUGUUCAAGAUCAUUCUUCAGGUGUUUUCAAUGAGGCCUCCUUGUAUCAGUCCUCUAUAGACAGAAGCCUGGAAAGACCCAUGAGUUCUGCAAGCAUGGCCAGUGACUUCAGGAAGCGGAGGAAGAGCGAGCCUGCAGUGGGUCCACCACGGGGCUUGGGAGAUCAAAGUGCGAGCAGGACUAGCCCAGGCCGAGUGGACCUCCCAGGAUCAAGCACCCCCCUUACAAAGUCUUUCACUAGCUCUUCUCCUUCUUCCCCAUCGAGAGCAAAAGGUGGGGAUGAUAGCAAAAUGUGUCCAUCCCUUUGCAGUUACUCAGGGCUCAACGGCAACCCCUCCAGUGAGUUAGAUUACUGUAGCACUUAUAGACAGCACUUGGAUGUCCCUCGGGACUCACCAAGAGCCAUUAGUUUCAAGAACGGCUGGCAAAUGGCCCGGCAAAACGCAGAAAUCUGGAGCAGCACAGAAGAAACCGUUUCUCCCAAAAUCAAAUCCCGGAGCUGUGACGAUCUCCUAAAUGAUGACUGCGAUCGCUUCCCGGACCCGAAAAUCAAGUCGGAAAGUAUGGGCUCCCUGGUGUGUGAAGAGGACUCCAAAGAGAGCUGCCCCAUGGCGUGGGGGUCCCCCUACAUCCAGGAGGGUCGCAGCAAUGGCAGAUCAAGGAUCAGACACAGGUCAGCCCACAACGCCCCGGGGUUCCUGAAGAUGUACAAGAAAAUGCACCGCAUUAACCGCAAGGAUCUGAUGAAUUCCGAGGUGAUCUGCUCCGUGAAGUCCAGGAUACUGCAGUACGAGAGCGAGCAGCAGCACAAGCACCUGCUGCACGCCUGGAGCCAGUCCUCCACGGAGGAGGUGCCCCGGGACGUGGUGCCCACACGCAUCUCCGAAUUCGAAAAGCUGAUCCAGAAGUCCAAAUCCAUGCCAAAUUUAGGGGAUGACGUGCUGUCUCCCGUGACCCUAGAACCACCGCAAAAUGGCUUAUGUCCCAAGAGGCGAUUUUCCAUUGAGUAUUUGCUGGAGGAAGAAAAUCAAAGCGGACGCCCCUCUCAGGGCCAACGAGGCUGCAAGUCUAACGCCCUGGUGCCCAUUCACAUUGAAGUCACCAGCGACGAGCAGCCCAGAACCCACGUGGAGUUUUCCGACAGCGACCAGGAUGGGGUUGUGUCUGACCACAGUGACUACGUUCACGUAGAGGGGUCAUCCUUCUGCAGUGAAAGUGACUUUGAUCACUUUUCCUUCACAUCCUCUGAAAGCUUUUAUGGAUCCAGCCACCACCACCACCACCAUCACCACCACCACCACCACCGCCACCUCAUCAGCUCCUGCAAAGGCAGAUGCCCGGCCUCCUACACUCGAUUUACCACAAUGUUAAAACACGAAAGAGCCAGACACGAAAACACCGAGGAGCCGAGAAGGCAAGAAAUGGACCCGGGCCUCUCUAAACUUGCUUUCCUAGUCAGUCCUGUGCCUUUCCGGAGGAAAAAAAAUGCAGCUCCUAAGAAACAGACUGAAAAGGCAAAAUGUAAAGCAUCUGUGUUUGAGGCUCUGGACUCUGCCCUAAAAGACAUUUGUGACCAAAUUAAAGCUGAAAAGAAAAGGGGGAGCUUGCCGGACAACAGCAUCCUGCACCGCCUCAUCAGUGAGCUGCUGCCAGAUGUUCCCGAGAGGAACUCAUCCCUGAGAGGGCCGAGGAGGAGCCCCCUGCACCAGCCUCUCCACCCACUGCCUCACGAUGGUGCUAUUCAUUGUCCACCCUACCAGCAUGACUGCGGGAGAAUGCCCCACAGUGCCUCCUUCCAAGACCUGGACACAGCCAACCACAGCUACCACCACCAAGACCGUGGCGGUGCACUCCAAGACCGUGAGUCCCCUAGAAGUUACUCAUCCACUUUGAUUGACAUCGGGAGAAGUGCACCAAGGGAAAGAAGAGGAACUCCAGAAAAAGAGAAAUUGCCUGCAAAAGCUGUUUAUGAUUUUAAGGCUCAGACAUCUAAGGAGUUGUCAUUUAAGAAAGGAGAUACUGUCUACAUCCUCAGGAAAAUUGAUCAAAAUUGGUAUGAGGGAGAACACCAUGGGAGAGUAGGCAUCUUCCCGAUCUCAUACGUAGAGAAACUCACACCUCCGGAGAAAGCACAGCCUGCGAGGCCACCUCCGCCAGCCCAGCCUGGAGAAAUCGGAGAAGCUAUAGCCAAAUACAACUUCAACGCAGACACAAACGUGGAGCUGUCGCUGAGAAAGGGAGAUAGAGUUAUUCUUCUUAAAAGAGUUGAUCAAAACUGGUAUGAAGGUAAAAUCCCAGGAACCAACAGACAAGGCAUCUUCCCUGUUUCCUAUGUGGAGGUCGUCAAGAAGAACACAAAAGGUGCUGAGGACUACCCUGACCCUCCAAUACCCCACAGCUAUUCUAGUGAUAGGAUUCACAGCUUGAGCUCAAAUAAGCCACAGCGUCCUGUGUUUACUCAUGAAAAUAUUCAAGGUGGGGGGGAACCGUUUCAGGCUCUGUAUAACUAUACUCCUAGGAAUGAAGAUGAGCUGGAGCUCAGAGAAAGUGAUGUCAUUGAUGUGAUGGAAAAGUGUGAUGAUGGCUGGUUUGUGGGGACCUCAAGAAGAACCAAAUUCUUUGGUACUUUCCCUGGAAACUAUGUCAAGAGGCUGUGAAUUGCUCUCCCUCCUACUGUAGAGGCCGCCUGCCAGCCAUGCACCUGCGUCAACACGCCUGCAACAGCCCGCGGGCCUCCCGUCGUCAUGCCUUACGGUUUCCAAUGCGCCGUCACCAUCUCCACCUGCCACCAAACCACCAGCAGAGGAACCGCCGCUGCUGUGAGCCUGGGGGCGACAUGGCAGGCUGGCCCCGCUCCGUGAAAGUGUGGAUUCCUACUUUCUGCUCUAAGCUUUGACACGUCAAAAUGUGGGAUCAGAAAGAAAAUCAUGAUAUUUUAAAAUGGUCAAAUAUUUGAGGCAAAAAAAAAAAAAAAGUGUCUCCAGGAGGCUGUCUAGCCUCGUGGCUCCAUUUCCACAUCUCCCCCCAGGCGACGUUCUCCCCCAAGAUGACCAGAAAAUUAUUGUUUAUUGGGAAAUGCUGUGGUUUGCAUUUUCAUAUUCUUAGCUUGGCAGUGUAUAUUCUUUUCACAAGUUUGCCUAGUGUCUUGGUUUACACAAUAUGACAACUGUAACUGUACUUUAGCUAUUGUUUGCCUGCACAUACAUGUUGUAAUAUGCACAGUGAUUACAACCUUUAAAGCAAGAGGAGGCAAGUUAAUUUGGAUGAGUGUGAUUUUGUUGAUUGAAUGUGAGUUUUCAAAUAGGAGUCUUUCUCUGCAACUUGUUUGCAUUUUUUAGAAGUGCAAACAAUAAGUGAAUAAGAGCCCUCGGUAAUAAUCAUGGCAAUACGAGAGGCUGAGCUAGGCUACAGGGGAAAACUAUUGUGUUGUAAAGUUGCAUCGCUAUUUUAUAUUAAAAUGUAAUGAUCAGCAUCAUGAACAAUGAGCUCUUAGUGUUUUAUUUAUCUGAAAAAAUGUAAGUAAAAGCAGUGUUAGUGAGAGGUGCAAAGAAUUAUUCUAACAGACACUUGAAAGUAUCUGUAAGCAAUACUAGUAGGUAAGAUUUCACUGUGUGUACACAUACACAUUUGAGAUUGUAUGAGAACAUAUAAUCCAUACAAUAUGUUGUACAUUUUAUGGCAAUGUAAUAGAAUCUCACACAUUAUUUUAUAGAAAUAGAGUACAGAAGCAUCACAAGUAUUAAAGUUGGUUUUGGCAAGGAUUAUGAUUAAUACGAUUAUUUUUACUAUAAUAAUUAUUUUUCUUCUAUGGAACUCAGAAUCCUGGCUACAUUUGAGGACAGGAAUAUGUUGAGCCUGAUUUUCCUGGUGUGUGUAAAAUAUUUCCUAGGAAUACAUUAGGCACUUUUUAGAAACAAUGUUAAAUCAUUCAGGUUUUAUUUUCUGCCCUGAAGCAGAAAUUUAAAAAAUGAUAUUGGGACCUGGAAGGUUUAAUAUAGUUCACAGUGCCUGAAUUACACAUACUCCGAGAACUAGCUUUGUAUUUCUUAUGACUUUGCAUAAGAACCAUUCAUCUUUGGAUCUUGAGCACCUUAUAGAUGAAACUUUUUAUGGCAUUUCUUUCGUGGACAGUGAUUGAUCUUUUCACAAUGUACGUAGCCUCUAGAAUUUUGUACAUAUGUUUGCUCUUUUUUUGUACAGACUAUUUAGUUGUUGAGAAAAUGGGAGUUUCCUAAUUUGGUCUUUAUCCUGCGACACUUUCAGCAGACUAGCCUCUCCUUCUCUCACAGAUCACAAGCACCCCUAGUGUGAUUCUGUCGGAUAGCAUUUAUGCAAAAAUCUAUGAAGUUAAAAGAUCGUAGAAGCCAAAUGAAAUGUACCUAUCUACUGACUGAUGACAAGGGAAUUUCAUUAGGAAGAAGGUAAACAAACAUCUUUGAGUAGCCUACCUUCAUUUCUGUCAAGUUCACAACCAGCUUCAUAUUUUAAAGGCUUCAGGUUUGAAAUUAAGUCAACUGCAUGCAGCUUUGCUGAAAAAUGAAUAAUUCUCUUUGAUGCCAUUUAUGAGAAAAGACUUCAAUAUCUGUUGCCUGUCAUAUUUAAGAAAAAUUACUGUUUCUACUCUCUGUAUCUGAUUUUAAAGGAAAAAAAUAUUCAUACCUGGCUUGCAGGUAAUUGACUUUGAAUUCUUACAAGCAAAGGUCAUUGUGUUUUUCUUGAAUAGAUAUCUAAUAAAUUUUGCUUGGAAGUAUA